AUGUCAAAAAAUACAACCUUUCAUACAACGUCAUCGGAGUCAACAUUAUUAUAUUGUCAUGUGAAUACCAUCACAUGGGGACAACAUGAGUUCAAUUUGGAUCAUUAUUUUACUGAUACCAAAACACUUCAUAUGAAAUCGCCUGUACCAUUUGAGGUCCUGACAUCGAAAAUUGAUCUCGAUCAAGUAAUGCAUUUAUCUGUUAUGAAUGUAAAUGAUAUAUUAACAUAUAUACCCUUACAAACUACAAUGCCUCAACUCCGUAGAUUAUCGAUUCUACUUUUUGUGUAUUCAACAAUAAAGAUUGGAGGUGAAUUUAGUGAAUAUCUAACUGAAGAAUUAAUUCAAAUUUUCCCAAAUCUUCAAUAUUUACAAUGUACGUCUGAAAUCAACGCUGAAGAAAUCAUGUACCAUUGUAUCAAUGGAUUCAGACAUUUGGAGAAUGCGUCGUUUUCGUUUUCACCAGUUGUCCAACAAGAUAAACGUAUUAUCGGCAUUAUUUUGGAUACCACUGUUUAUCUUUCUUUGCAAAAUGGAAAGCCUCAAGGAGAAGAAUUUUCAAGGUUGUUCUAUAUGUUGGAGUGUUGGCGUCGAUAUGUUCUGUACUGUGAUUGUUCUUGCCUGUUGUAUUACAAAUAUGAUGCAUGA
Adineta ricciae is the source of this 648-nucleotide messenger RNA. The record is from the annotation of a GenBank genome assembly. NCBI's taxonomy places the organism in Eukaryota, Metazoa, Rotifera, Eurotatoria, Adinetida, Adinetidae.